This is a messenger RNA of Paramecium pentaurelia, 1857 nucleotides long. Lineage: Eukaryota; Ciliophora; Oligohymenophorea; Peniculida; Parameciidae. The record is from the annotation of a GenBank genome assembly.
AUGGACGAAAACCAAAAGGCAUUCUAUUACUUCUCUUAUAAAUCAUAAUUGUAAUUAUCUAUUUUAAUUCUAUAGAGCUGCACAAUCAACUAGAAGUUAAAUAUCUCUUUCAUAAAGUUAAGAAUAAGCAUCGAUGGCAUUUUAAUCAAGAAUUAAGAUUUAGAAGAAAGAUCCUCUUGCUUUGAAAAGGAAAUUGAGUCCUGCAGAAUUGAUUCCAUUAGAUGAAGAAAUUUUAGAACUUUAUGAUGAUUUUUCUAGAAACUAUUAACUGUUGGGACAUAUCAAUUAAGCUGACACUUAUUAUAAAAAAUAAAGUCCGUUUGAUUUGAUUUUAUCACCACCUAUUAAAUCAGUGAAGAGUGCUAGAUCAUUUGAUUCAGAAGAACUAUUUUGUGAGUAGAAGAAUAAGUUAAUAAUUGAGAGAUUUAAAUUUUAUUAUUUUCGACUGAAAAUUAAAGGCAGACCUUCUCCUUUGUCUUUGUGUUUUAAUUUUACAGAAAGAGUGGUGGGUCUUAAAAUUUAUUUAUCUACAAAGGCAGAAUUUCCUUCAUCUUUUAAUGCAGAUUAAUUUGUUUAAUCAAAAUAUGCUACUUUAAUAAGUUAACAUGGGCAUAAUAAAUUUCAUGAAAAUUAUUUAUAUAUUUCUAUACAUUGUGAAACUGAUACAAGAUUAAAUAUAAAAAUUUAAUUUGGAAAGCAAUCUUUAAAUUAAACAGAAAAUUUAUCUAGAAAAUUGAAAUCUGAAAUUAAUGAAUAAUAAUUACCAGAUAUAUAGAUAGAAGAAAGUCAGUUUAAAAAAAGUAUAUUUAUGAAUAAAGAUAAAAUUGUUAGAAAUUUAAAUGUGACACAAAAUUGCAUGAAUAAAAAAUUUAAAUUUUUAUUUGACUUAUAAGUAUAUCUAAUUAUCUACAUAGUCUGAAAGAAUAUCAAAAUAAAAAAGUGCCUUACAAAAUAAAAAAAUUGUAUCUCGAGAGUUCUAAUUAUAAAAAUUAUUAAAAUAUUAAACUAGAUAACUAAUACCAGAAUAUAGAAAAUAUGAGAGAACAUUUAAAUAAAAUAAUAGUGUUUUAUAAAAUACUUAAAUGAACUGGUUUUAAAUAGUUUUUGUUCUAUAAUUAGCAGAUGCUUUAUAUUAAAGUCUUCAUGAAAUUAAAAAAGCUUAUCAUAUAAGAGCUUCAGGAAUGCUUUUAGCUUGGAGAUGGAAGAUUAAUAUUUUAUUAGUAAUCAAAAGAAAUGGAAAUACUAUUUAAGAGAGAAGCCUUCAUUAAUCAAAAAUGGUAUUUAAAACUUAUGCAAAAUUUAUAAAAAAAACAAUAAAAGUUUAGGCAAGUUAAGUUUUAUAAUCAGUUUUAAUUUAAACAUUUCCAGUGAUUUCAUUAAAAAAUAGAAUGCUUAAAUUUAGAUCAUUGGUUUUAAAAGUCUAAGUUAAAUUUAGAUGGUUAAAAUAUUAAAAAAGAUUAUUUUACGAUAGAUUUUGGAAAAAUAUUAAUUAAGUUUAUUUUUAAGUUUUAAAUGAACUUUAAAAUAAAGGCAAAUAAAAUUUAGAAAAACCAGCAUUGCUCAAAAGAUCUUCUAUAUAUUUGAUUGAUACGUAUUGUUAAAUAUUUAUGAAAUAGAAAUACUAUGAUUCCUUUAGUAGAAUCUUAUUUAUUCUAGAUAAAAAAGAAUUGGCUUGAAUAUAUUCAUUUCAAAAGAAUUAAACGAUACUCAAUUUAUUCUUUCUAAUUUCCUUCUUAAUUCGAUAGAUUAAAAGCAGUUGCAUUUUAAAUUAAGGAACCUAAGUUGUUCAGAGAUCCAUCAAUAAAUGAUUUAACAUUAAUAAUUGAAUAGUAUGCUUUGAUUAAAAAUUUAAUAUGA